CGCCGACUGGCGUACUUCGAGGAGAGCACCCUGCGCUCGGUCAUGCUCAUCCACGGCCGCAUCAUGGUCGUCGCCGUGCCAGAGGCCGACGGCAAAGAGCGGCUUGCGGCGUGCGCCGCCUGGAUUACCCCGGAGUCAGCUGAGUUCGACAGCCCCUGGGUGUUCGUCCGAGCGAAGUUCCAUCGUGCGCUUCUCGGGUGGGGUUAUACCACGGUGAAGAGGAUCACGGAGGAAUACCUUCCAGGCAUGGCGAAGCGCAGGGCAGCAGAACUUGAAAGGCAAGGCAUCAAGAACAACGACUACUGGCACCUUGAGCUGCUGUUCACCAACCCGGACGAUGAGGGCCAUGGUUACUGCGGGAAGCUUUUGAGGGAGCAGGAGGCGCACGACCCGACCAGGUUGUUCACCCUUGACGCCUCAUCAGAGCGUUCAAUUGGGAUUUACCAUCAUUAUGGAUGGGUGACGUACGAUAAGUUUAGGCUUGGAGAAGGCAAGGCUGCCGAGGAUGGCACGACAGCCAAGGGGGAGAAGGCCAUUGGCGUCCCCGUUGAGCUGAUGUAUAGGAAGCCCACGAAGCCUGAAGCAGCCGCAUGAUGGGGUUGCACAUUGUUCGCGAUAUUUUGCUAUGAAUGGUAUUCUGGAUAUCUUUUUCACUGGCGUUCUGAAGGGGGAUGACACGGAUGGAUUGUCCUAUUGAGCUAUGCCCUAUAAUGCAAUUAUACGAGUAUACCAUACGAUGUCUGCUCCUAAACGGCUUCCACGAUUUCGCUUAAUCCUCAGACUCCUUCCUCAACCUCCGUUCUAUCCUAUCCACCGCCUCCUUCCGCCUCUCAUUGUACCCCUUCCUCGCAUACCCCACCCGCGCGAGCUUUGCCGCAAGGAUACAACGCUCCCUCUCCCGCUUACUCCUCACAUCUGAUCCCACCUGCUCCUCGCUAGGUAUCGGUACGAGUUCAGGAUGCGACGCUUGCGCCGGCUCGCUAUGCGACAGCUUCGCUACCCCAGGGUGUGCUGGCUUCGCCCUCAAUGGACUAGCCGUCGCAUGCCUUCGAGGCGUCGGCGAUGUCGGCUCGUUGGGAUCUCGAGUGCGU
Molecule: messenger RNA, 1091 nt
Organism: Schizophyllum commune H4-8
Lineage: Eukaryota; Fungi; Basidiomycota; Agaricomycetes; Agaricales; Schizophyllaceae
Exons: 5
Coding region: 43-594 (183 amino acids)
Source: RefSeq, a predicted model, not a curated record